UUGAAUCUCUUGCUCGAUUCCCGGGAACCUCGAUGGCGGCGAGGUGCUCCAUCUCUCCGACCUCCGGUGCCGCUGGCGGCGAGCUCCAGCGGGUCUUCCGGUGCCUUGAUGGGAUCCGAACGCUUGCUGAGUCCGGUCGCUACAAGGCAUGGUUUUUAGAUCAGUUUGGAGUCCUUCAUGAUGGAAAAAAACCAUAUCCGGGUGCUAUUUCAACAUUAGAAAAGCUAGCUAGCCAUGGAGCUAAAAUGGUUGUCAUCAGUAACUCUUCACGAAGAGCAUCUGUUACCAUGGACAAGUUGAAAAACUUGGGUUUUGAUCCUCAUCUUUUCCAUGGAACCAUCACAAGUGGAGAAUUAACACAUCAAUUCCUAGAAAGGUUGGACGCUUCCUUGUUUCUGUUCUGUUCUACUUUUGGAGGGAAUGAUCCCUGGUUUGCUGCCCUAGGAAGAUCUUGUGUUCACAUGACAUGGAGUGGUCGAGGUGCAAUAUCUCUUGAUGGUUUAAAUUUGCAAGUAGUGAGAAAUGUUGAAGAUGCAGAUUUUUUACUAGCUCAUGGCACCGAAGCACUUGGCCUUCCAUCUGGUGAUCCCCUUCCUAUGGACCUUGAUGAACUUGAGCACAUAUUAGAGCAUUGUGCCAUAAGGAAAUUGCCCAUGAUAGUAGCAAAUCCUGAUUAUGUUACUGUGGAAGCUAGAGCUUUGCGCGUCAUGCCAGGAACAUUAGCAGACAAGUAUGAAAAGCUUGGCGGUGAAGUAAAAUGGAUGGGAAAACCUGACAAGGUGAUAUAUAAAUCAGCAAUGACCAUGGCUGCUGUUGAUGCUUCUGAUUGCAUUACCGUUGGAGACUCUCUCCACCAUGAUAUAAGAGGAGCGAACGCAGCAGGGAUUGAUUCGGUAUUCAUUACAGGUGGUGUUCAUGCCACUGAACUAGGACUUGGUAGCUUUGGAGAAGUUGCCGACGUUGAUGCAGUCCAUGCUCUCGGCCGGAAACUUGAUGCCCUUCCAUCUUAUGUUUUGCCUGCCUUUCUAUGGUAGGAAUUCAAUUCAGGUAAGCAUUCUGCAUUCUAUACACAUUUUAUAUUUUUUUUUAUACUUCCAACUCAUAUGCUUUCGCAAUAAGAUUUUUCUUGGAAGUAUGAACUAUCUGAAUUUAAUCUGUAAUGAUACCGACAUUGUUCGAACCUUGAAUGUCUGGAGUUGUGGAAUGUUUUGGUUGUGACAUUUGACUCAUCUUUAAUGUGUCAAACCAACUGUUUUUAUUGA
Dioscorea cayenensis subsp. rotundata (Guinea yam) is the source of this 1262-nucleotide messenger RNA. RefSeq lists its product as uncharacterized. The coding region runs from base 33 to 1034 and encodes 333 amino acids. NCBI's taxonomy places the organism in Eukaryota, Viridiplantae, Streptophyta, Magnoliopsida, Dioscoreales, Dioscoreaceae. Gene Ontology annotation, molecular function: phosphatase activity. Gene Ontology annotation, cellular component: chloroplast. The record is from RefSeq and is a predicted model, not a curated record. The transcript has 8 exons.